Mercurialis annua (annual mercury) is the source of this 2286-nucleotide messenger RNA. RefSeq names its product putative disease resistance protein At3g14460. The coding region runs from base 1 to 2286 and encodes 761 amino acids. Lineage: Eukaryota; Viridiplantae; Streptophyta; Magnoliopsida; Malpighiales; Euphorbiaceae. The record is from RefSeq and is a predicted model, not a curated record. The transcript has 7 exons. Gene Ontology annotation, molecular function: protein binding.
AUGCGGUCUUUCUUCCAAGAUCUAGUGAAGAUUAACAACCGCUACGUUUUUAAGAUGCAUGACUUAGUGCACGAUUUUGCUCAAUCGCUCAUGAAAAAUGAAUGUUGUAGCAUAGAGGUGCUAAAUAAUGAAAUAGAGCAGCGAAUGAUAGAUUUUAAUCCUAUAGAAGUACGUCAUGUAAGCAUUAGACUUGGUCCGGAUGUUAGUUUUCCUAGUUCAUUUUACAAUCUAAGAAGGUUACACAGUCUCAUUUUUUUAUGGGGAAAUGGUACAAUGAUUGGAGUAGCCUUACCUAAGAUAUUCAAUGAACUGACUUGUUUGAGAUCCUUAAGCUUAAGUGGUUGUGACAUUAGAGAAAUCCCCUCUAAUAUAAGUAAAUUGAUUCAUUUGAGGCAGCUUGACGUGUCUAGGAAUAACAAAUUGAAGGAGUUGCCUGAAACAGUAUGCCAAUUAUAUAAUUUGCAAACCAUAGAUGUAGUCUCUUGUGAAAAUCUAAAAUGCUUACCCGAAGGGAUGGGGAAACUUAUUAAUUUAAGGUACCUGAAUAAUGAUCAGACUUCCUUUUCGUUGCCGAAAGGAAUCGGAAGAUUAAGUGGUUUGCAAAAGUUAUGCAUGGUCAACAUUUGCAACAAUGAACAGGGAGAAGCUGCAUUCAUUCUUAGAGAUAUUAAAACACUGAAUCAACUUGGUGGAAGUUUGACCAUAGAAUGGAGAAGACAACAUGUGGCUGAAGUGGACGUGGAGGAUGCGAAACAAGCAGAGUUAAAGAAUAAAAAGAAUCUCACUGAUUUGAAGAUAUAUUUUAGCGACGAAAUAUACGGAGUAGAGUGGAGGAAACAGCAAGAUGAAGAAUUGUUAGAAGCUUUAGAACCAUCAACAAAGUUAAAAUCUUUAACAAUAUCGGAUUACUUGGGCACCAAUAAAACAUGCGGGCAUCCGAAUUGGAUUACUUCGAUGUCAAGUCUUCGAAAGAUUAACCUCGGUAGAUGGCGAAAUUGUGAGAAUUUUCCUCCAUUCGGAGCAUUACCUUGGCUCGAAUCCCUUCGCUUGUUGAAAUUCUACAGUUUAAAAAAAGUUGGAAUUGAAUUUUUGGGGUUGGAUCAUCUUGACAUUUCUACUGCAUUCCCCAAGUUGAUAGACUUGCAGUUCCAAUUGAUUGAAGAAUGGGAAGAGUGGAGUGACCAAGAUGUGGGUGAUAAUGCUGCAAAAAUAAUGCCAUCUUUAAGGUUUUUGGCCAUUUGGUCAUGUCCAAAGUUGAAGAAAUUGCCAAAUUAUAUCCUCCAAAAAACUGCACUGAAUAUUGAUAUUAAGGAUAAUAAGUGGACUUCACUUCGUUUUUCAAUCGAUUUGUCCUCUCCUUCCUUUGGUGAUGGAUUGACUCUGACUUUUCAGAAGUCGUGGAAGUUCUCCUUGACAGAGGAAGAGCCGGAUGUUGUGGAACUGGGAGGUAAAGAGCAGAUACAAGCAUCUGAGUUGAAGUUUAAACGGUGCAGUGUGGGUCGAUUACUAUGUGGGAAGCCAUUCAAUAUUAAGGCUCUUCACAGAGCCAUGACUGGGGCAUGGCUGGGGCAUGGAGGAUUAACAGUGGGUUUAACAAGAAUAAGGUUGUUUAAUGUCCCUCUCAACUGUCGACAUAGAGAAAGCGUCACUAAGAUUGCGGAGAAGGCCGGUGUGGUCCUGGAGAUUCGCAUUACACUUGGUCCGGACGUCAGUUUUCCUAGUUCAUUUUACAAUCUAAGAAGGUUACACAGUCACAUUUUUUUGUCCGGAAAUGGUACGAUGAUUAGAUUAGCCUUACCUAAGAUAUUCAAUGAACUGACUUGUUUGAGAUCCUUAAGCUUAAGUGGUUGUGACAUUAGAGAAAUCCCCUCUAAUAUAAGUAAAUUGAUUCAUUUGAGGCAGCUUGACGUGUCUCGAAAUAAAGAACUGAAGGAGCUUCCUGAAACAGUAUGCAAAUUACAUAAUUUGCAAACCAUAGAUGUAGAGUCGUGUGAAAUGAAAUGCUUACCUGAAGGGAUGGGGAAACUUAUUAAUUUGAGCAAUGAACAAGGAGCGGCAGCAGCAUUUGUUCUUAGAGAAGUUAAAAAGCUGAAUCAACUUUGUGGAAAUUUGGCCAUAAAUGGAGAAGACAACAUCGACGAAAGAUACGGAGUAGAGUGGAGGAAACAGCAAGAUGAAGAAUUGUUAGAAGCUUUAGAACCAUCAACAAAGUUAAAAUCUUCAACAAUAUAUGGGAUUACUUGGGCACCAAUAAAAUUUAUGGACAUCCGAGUUGAAUUGUGUUGA